AAAAAAAAAAAAAAACAACAACACAAAAACAAAAAACACGCAUCAACAAAAAGAAGGAGGUUGAAAAGAAGAAGGGAGUAGGAAAAAGAAGUGGAGUAGGCGAAGAAGACGCAAAGGAGAGAGUGAGCAUCAGGCGGGAGGGAAACGCGUACAGCGGACCUAAGUGGAGACAUCGGGAGGCGGAACGUAACGGUAAACUUCCAUCGGGACCCCUUUCUUCACCUCCCCCUUUGAGCUCUUCCCCCGGCCCACAAUUGGAAGCCAACAAGCGGGAUCCCUGAGCGACUGAGCAUGGCUUUCCCAUCAGCUCCACUGUGGAUUGUCGGCGUAAUGACGCUACUCUGUGCGGUUCGUAGCAACGUCAUUUUUGACGAUGACCCGCUGCAGCCAGUCACCUCGGACGAGACAGUUUCUGUAGGUGGAGCCGUCACGCUGACCUGCCGGGUUGCCGAGAGCGACAAUUCGUCACUGCAGUGGUCCAACACGGCACAGCAGACGCUGUACUUUGGCGAGAAGAGAGCGCUGCGAGACAACCGCAUCCAGCUGCACCGCUCCACGCCCACCGAGCUGUCCAUCAUCAUCUCCGAGGUGCAGUUGUCCGACGAGGGCGAGUACACCUGCUCCAUCUUCACCAUGCCCGUGCGCACCGCCCACGCCACCGUCACCGUGCUUGGUGUUCCAGGUAAGCCUCACAUCUCCGGCUUGGAGGAGCCCGUGCAGGAGGGCGGCACGGUCACCCUGACCUGCACCAGCUCGGGCAGCAAGCCCCCUGCAAGGCUACGAUGGUUCCGUGGGGACCUGGAACUUGAAGGCCGGCCGGACGUAGUGGAGUCGGUUCCGGACGAGCCCACGUACAAUGUGAGCAGCGAGCUGACGCUGGAGGUGAGCCGUGCCGACGACAACCAGGUGGUUACCUGCGCCGUGGACCACCCGUCCCUCGCCCCGGGAGACAAGCGAAGCGAGCAGGCUCUCCAAGUCUUAUAUUCCCCGAAUGUUCAGAUCCUGCCCGAGAGCGAUUUACCUCGAGAGGGGGAGAAGUUUUACCUCGAGUGUUUGGGCAAUAGCAACCCUGAGCCGACAUCCUACAUUUGGGAGAAGAAGGAUGGAGAGCUCCCUUCACAGGCCAAGGCGGAGGGCAGUUUUCUGAGCUUCGAGGCGCUCAACAAGUCGGACAACGGCGUGUACCUUUGCUUUGCUGACAACGGCAUCGGGAGCAGCGACGGCGAGUACGUGCUGUUGGUGCAAGACCCCACAGCCAUGUCAACGUCGUCGGGGGUGGACCACGCAGUGAUCGGCGGCGUGGUGGCUGUCAUCGUCUUCAUCCUGCUGUGCCUCCUCAUUGUCCUUGGGAGAUACCUCAUCAGACACAAAGGAACAUAUUUGACCCACGAGGCCAAAGGGUCAGAUGAUGCCCCCGACGCAGACACAGCCAUCAUCAACGCCGAGGGUGGAAACUCCGGAGCCGAGGACAAGAAGGAGUACUUCAUCUAGGGAGGAAGAAAAGAAUGGAGGAGGAAGGAAAAGUGAAGACAGGAGAAGGAGGAUGAGGAGGAAAGAACAAUCUUCUAUUUUGUUUUCACCACACAGUUGGCAGAUAAAGGGGAAGAGUAGGGGGUGAGGACUUUGUUUGCAUUGAUACAGGGACGUGAGAUUUGCACUGACACAAACACACACACAAACAGACGCGCACACAACAACUGACUAACAUGCUAUUGCUACGUUUUGAUCCGGGCGUCCCCUUUUCUAACCAGCUCCGAAAUUGUAACUCACAUUCCGACGUCUUUCAUGAGCCUCUUCCCACAUUAACCCCGCACCCAGAGAACUGAGAACAUCCUUAACUACCCGCAUCAUUCCCUCCAACCCACCCAACCGCCCAAAAUAGUACAAGCCACCAUGUCCCCCCCCAGCUCUCGGCCCCUCAACCAACACUACACACAUGUAUACGUAUAAAUAUAUAUAUAAAUAUAUGUAUAAAUAUAAGCAUUCUUUUUACUGGACGGAACCGGUGUUGGGUGUGUGCGCGCUGUAAAUACAAAAAGGGAAAAAAAAAAAAAAAAAAAUCCUCGCUAAUGUAUCUCACCUUCUUCAAUACUCUUAUUGCCUGUUUUUAUUACAUGCGUCCAGAGUAUCUGAAAAAGGAAAAAAUAGAAAAUAAAUGUAACAAUAACGAGUACCAACAAUGGCGUUGCAAUGUAAACUAACUUCAAAUGCAAAUAUUUGUAUUGUUUUGUUUCUGUUGUAAUUAGUUUUUUUUUUUUUUUUUUUUGUUUAUCUUUUACAACGGAGCGUUGGGGCCGCACUGAAAGGGAAAAAAAUAUAUAUAAUUCUGCUGUGAAAAUAAAUUCAGACAUUUUCAAGAAAAAAGUUGUAUUUUAGAGGAAAAAAAAUAGAAACGUUUUUCAAAAAAAAAACUAAAUUGUAUUCUUCUCAGAAUUAAAUGUUGCAUAAAAUUAUUAUUUUAAUUCCUUGGGGGAAAAAAAUCAUCAUACUCUAAAAAUAGGACUAAAAUUGUUACUUUUUGAAGUAUGAAUUAUAAAAAACAACAAAUAUGCAAAAAAAAAACCCCACAAAAUUCAUAAAUACUGCAUGUAUUUUUUAAAGAUAAAAAGUUAUCAUUUCUCUAUCAUUUAAAAUUUCUUUAAAUAAAUUUUUCAAUGAAAAUGAAUCAAUUCAUAUAUAUAUAUAUAUAUAUAUAUAUUUGUGUGUAAAUCAUAAUAUUUGUAAAAAUUGGAGUUUUAAAGUUCAUCUUACAAUAUAAAGUUUUUCUCAAGAGAUUUAUUCUCAUAAUAUUGUGAUUUCUAAAAAAAUCAGUCUAAAAAAUCUAGAAAUAAUUUCAUAAUCUUAUGAGAAUGGACUAAAUCUCAAUAUAAUAUAUUCCCCCCCCAUACGACUUUUUCUUUGAAAAAAAAAACGAUUUUAUAUCCUGAGAUAGAUUUUUGUCUUUUCAGUGUGGCCCUUAUACCCAAAAUACUUUUUCAGGAUGUGUGGGAGUUGCGUCUUUUUUUUUU
This is a messenger RNA of Syngnathoides biaculeatus (alligator pipefish), 3008 nucleotides long. It is a transcript of the gene cadm3, whose product is annotated as cell adhesion molecule 3. Bases 292 to 1491 code for a protein of 399 amino acids. The record is from RefSeq and is a predicted model, not a curated record. Lineage: Eukaryota; Metazoa; Chordata; Actinopteri; Syngnathiformes; Syngnathidae. Gene Ontology annotation, biological process: homophilic cell-cell adhesion. The transcript is spliced from 10 exons. Gene Ontology annotation, cellular component: presynaptic membrane.